AGCCAGACGACCCUAGUCAGCCGGGUGCACGACUCGCGGAACAGGAAGUUUAACAACUAUUAGUCUGCAAAUCCAGAGAGCUCGGGUCCCUCUCAUCUAUCCCGAACACCCCUCCUUGAAUUAGAAGGGGAUUUAGGAGUAAAGAGCUGCCCGCACCGAAUACUUUUAAAUGCCGGACCCGGGAAGAAAGAGGGUGAGGAGGACCUGAUCCUGCAGAAGAGAGGACCCGGGAGCCACCGGCCCUGGAUGCUCAGCGGGGCGGGGGCGCGUCGCUGCGGCGGCGGCGUGGGCGCGGUGAUGCAGGUGUGACACCCGCGGGCGCCUGCCUCUGCCGCGAUAGCUCCAGCGCCGCCUUAGCCCGAGCUGCCGGCGGGGCUGCCCGGGCGGACGCCGCUUCCCCGGCGCUCGGAGGCCGCCCCCUGCGGAUCUCCCACCCCAGGAGCGGACGGCGCUGCUGGCUGCGGCGAGCGCGGACCCGACCUGGGCACGGACCCCGCGCGCCAGGGCUCCCGGGCUCUUCUGCCGGGCUGAAACACACACGCAGGGAUGGGCGAGCAAAUGCGUUUGGCUGGGGAGGAGCGAGGUACUGCUGGUUCUUCCGCAGACGGGUGCUGUCCAGGGUUGCGCUGGGCUGAUAAAACACGACCCCUUAUCCAGGAAUCGCAGAUGUAAACUAGCUCCGGUUAAAGGGCAUAACCUUCAGUAGUAGAACAAAUCAGGCCAGCAAGCAAGCUUGUUCCUUGUCAAGGAAAGUGGCUGGAUCCAUAUCUAAUCAAUGCUUCCCAGCACAACUCCUCUGGGUCACUGAAGGACACAAGACCAGAGAUUGAAACUUUUUAAAGACUUCCAAAAGACAUUGAAUGCAGGAUACUUAGGUUGCUUUUGCACAAAUCUCAUUGAUUUGAGAGACAAAGGGGAAAAAAACAGGUGUGACUUCCACCCAAGAAGUCAUAUGAACGUAUUCCACAUUUAAACCACAUAAUGGAUGAUGGUUAUUGAAACAGUCCAAACCUCUACCACAGAGCAAGGGAUAUAGCUCGAGGCAACCAGACAGUCCUGAAACCACGGAAUGGAUGACUACAGGUAUCAGGACAACUAUGGGGGCUAUGCCUCCAGUGAUGGCUAUUACCGUGGCAAUGAGUCCAACCCCGAGGAGGAUGCUCAGAGUGAUGUUACAGAAGGCCAUGAUGAGGAAGACGAGAUCUACGAGGGCGAGUACCAGGGCAUCCCUCACCCAGACGACGUCAAGGCCAAGAAGGCCAAGAUGGCGCCCUCCAGGGCAGAUGGACUUCGGGGCCAGGCAGACCUGAUGGCUGAGAGGAUGGAAGAUGAGGAGCAGCUGGCCCACCAGUAUGAGACCAUCAUUGAUGAGUGUGGCCAUGGGCGCUUCCAGUGGACCCUCUUUUUCGUCUUGGGUUUGGCCCUGAUGGCCGAUGGGGUGGAGGUGUUCGUGGUGAGUUUUGCCCUGCCCAGUGCAGAGAAGGACAUGUGUCUGUCCAGUUCCAAGAAAGGAAUGCUUGGGCUGAUCGUCUACUUAGGCAUGAUGGCAGGGGCCUUCAUCCUGGGAGGCCUGGCCGAUAAGCUGGGAAGGAAGCGAGUCCUCAGCACGUCCCUGGCCAUCAAUGCCUCCUUCGCCUCCCUCUCCUCCUUCGUGCAGGGAUAUGGAGCUUUCCUCUUCUGCCGACUCAUCUCAGGCAUAGGCAUUGGGGGUGCUCUACCAAUUGUUUUUGCCUAUUUUUCUGAAUUCUUGUCUCGGGAGAAGCGAGGAGAACACCUCAGUUGGCUGGGCAUGUUCUGGAUGACUGGGGGCAUCUACGCAUCUAUCAUGGCCUGGAGCAUCAUUCCACACUACGGCUGGGGCUUCAGCAUGGGGACCCAUUACCACUUCCACAGCUGGAGAGUGUUUGUCAUCGUCUGUGUUCUGCCCUGCACCGUGUCCAUGGUGGCCCUGAAGUUCAUGCCAGAGAGCCCGAGGUUUCUGCUAGAGAUGGGCAAACAUGAUGAAGCCUGGAUGAUUCUAAAGCAAGUCCAUGACACCAACAUGAGGGCGAAGGGGGCCCCAGAGAAGGUGUUCACGGUUUCCAACAUCAAAACUCCCAAGCAAAUGGAUGAAUUCAUUGAGAUCCAAAGUUCAACAGGAACUUGGUACCAGCGCUGGUUGGUCAGAUUCAACACCACUUUCAAACAGGUCUGGGAUAAUGCUCUGUACUGUGUGAUGGGACCCUACAGAAUGAACACAUUGAUUCUGGCUGUGGUCUGGUUUACCAUGGCUUUAAGUUUCUAUGGACUGACAGUUUGGUUCCCUGAUAUGAUCCGGUAUUUCCAAGAUGAAGAAUACAAGUCUAAGAUGAAGGUGUUUCUCGGUGAGCAUGUGUACGGUGCCACAAUCAACUUCACGAUGGAAAAUCAGAUUCACCAACAUGGGAAACUUGUGAAUGAUAAGUUCACAAAGAUGUACUUUAAACACGUACUCUUUGAGGACACACUCUUUGACGAGUGCUAUUUUGAAGAUGUUACGUCUACUGAUACCUAUUUCAAAAAUUGCACCAUUGAAUCAACCAUCUUUUAUAACACAGACCUCUAUGAGCAUAAGUUCAUCAACUGUCGGUUUAUCAACUCCACCUUUCUGGAGCAGAAGGAGGGCUGCCACAUGGACUUGGACCAAGAUAAUGACUUCCUGAUUUACCUUGUCAGCUUUCUGGGCAGCCUGUCUGUCUUGCCUGGGAACAUCAUUUCUGCCCUGCUCAUGGAUAGAAUUGGAAGGCUCAAGAUGAUCGGUGGCUCCAUGCUGAUCUCAGCAGUCUGCUGCUUCUUCCUGUUUUUUGGCAACAGUGAGUCUGCGAUGAUUGGCUGGCAGUGCCUGUUCUGUGGAACCAGCAUUGCGGCCUGGAAUGCUCUGGAUGUGAUCACAGUGGAGCUGUAUCCCACCAACCAGAGGGCAACAGCCUUUGGCAUACUCAAUGGAUUAUGCAAAUUUGGUGCCAUCUUGGGAAACACCAUCUUUGCUUCUUUUGUUGGGAUAACUAAAGUGGUCCCCAUCCUUCUGGCUGCUGCUUCUCUGGUUGGGGGUGGCCUGAUUGCCCUUCGACUUCCAGAGACUCGAGAACAGGUCCUGAUGUGAACAACCUAUGGGGAAAGGAAAGGUCAAAAGACUCUUGUCCAGGACUCUCAAAUGCAUCCAUGCUUCCUGCCUAUCACUGUCCAGAGGACACCUUGGAUAGCACAAGAGAAGAAGUUGACUUUGUGACCCCUAGUUUAGAACCCACUUCAGCUGACAGUAUGUUCGUAACUCAGGUGACUGAUUUGGGGGUGCCCUGAGCCACCCUUAGAAUCAUGGAGCUGUGUGCUUGGCUUCAGGUCCCUCCCGCCCACUGCAGGGGGAGGGCCCUCCAGUGAGUGUACAUCACCAAGCGAGGAGUGUGUAUUUCCCUAAGUGAGGUGCAAGGACUUAUUUGCAUUUCAAAAUGAAUUUGAGGGUGAGAAGCACUCAAACUCCUCCACAAAGCUCCUUGGGGCCCAAUGACCUAACAAAUUGACUUGGCUGGAAGUUAGCAUCAUCUUAUGAUUAUUGGGCUUGAAGUAUAGGGUACAUAUGUUUUUGCAUUUAAAAGUAUCACCUAUCAUAUUUUCCAUCUGAAAAUUGGCACAAUAGCAUUGAAGAUACCCUGGUAUAGAAAACCAAAUAUUUGAGCAGUAUCUAUAGAGAUCUUCUUUCCCUUCGAUUGUCCUAAGCUUUCUGUGAUGAUUAGGUGAUACAUUUAAGAAUAUUUACUCCUGUUUUGCUCUAUUCAAAUACACUUAAUGGGAUAGGUAUUCUGUAAACUAAGAUGGUAUAUAACUGUAUUUGGGUUUAAUUUCCACAAAUAAUAUCUGAAAAUAUUGCCAGCAUUUUAGCCAUAUUUUGGGAGAACUUGGUGUUUGAGGUCCCAGGAGAUCGGGUCUGAUCAAACCAAAUGCAAGCACACUUUCUUAUAGUCAUUUCCUUGCUGUAGGGAGGAAGCUCUCAGCAAUCUCACUCCAUACAGCCCAUUUAGUCCAGGCGUCCUGCCUCGUGUAGGUGGGGUGAGUAGUGGCUUUUCUCUCUCACCCACAUCACUCAUGAUACUCAAGCUCACCAUCUUCGACCCUGGCAUUUGAUUUUGCUGCUCACCCAGAAACAACACGAGAAGCGUUCAGUGAAACUAAAACCACAGGGGGAUUGAGGGAGGGAUGGGGAACUGUAACCACAGGUCUUCAAAGAGUAAAUUCCUUCUGUUUGUUUUAGCAGUAAAACACAAUCCACGUUUGUUCUGAUGGCCAGGUCCUGUGAGAAAUCCAUGCUGUGUGUCCUGGUUCAGGGCUUUUGAAACAGAGGCCAUUGGAGUGGGAGUUAGGGAGUGUGGUAGAUGUCAGAUGUUUUUCUUCAGUGCUCUAAGAGAAGUCUUUCCUGAAAUCCAGUUUGGAGCAUAAACAGGGAUGUGGGUGAAGUGAGGAACCUAGGACAAACCGCUCUGGCAGGGGUCAGCAAUAGACUGAAGUCUUGACUACCUGGAAAAGGGACAACUAUUCAUCCAUCAGAACUGUUAAGCAGUGGAAGGGACAGUGAGCUAUGAGCUCCUGCUGCUGGAAGUGAACUUGCCCAGGCCAGAUGAACGUCAGUCUUUAAGAACUAGUUCUUUGAGUUGAUUUGCAGCUUUCUCAGUGGCUGUAAAGUGCCACACUUUCCUUGUCAGAAAUCUCCAAAAAUUUAAAACAGAAUAAUAAUGGCUGUGUUGAGUGUUUUCUCAGUUUUGGAGAUAUGCUUAGAUGCUGUGAUAGCUUCAGACCAUAUUUCUGUAGGUUUCUCAAUUAGCAGGUCAGCAGGGGGAAGGAGUAAAUUUUAUUACACCUUUCCGUCCUGAUUUGAGAUCAGUUUUAAUGGUUAAAAUGUUUACUCGGUAUCUCUUGUCCCCCAACUCUUUAUCCACCCCCCUUUUUUCUGUCCACGGAAGAAAGACACAUCAACUCUGAUCUGACACUCUGAGUCCCCCAAAUAUAUACAUAUAUAAAUAGACCACUGUGUAUUAAUGUUUCUCUCAGUGUUCUGUAGGAGUUAACAUAGCGUUAUGUUGAUAAUGAGGCCCGAUGUACUAUAGCUGUAAUAUACUUUCCAUAUUCUCGUGAUACAAAAUACAGUAGCUAGUUUCAUAAAAGAGAAUUGUGAAAAUCUGGGAUUAUCACAUCCCUUAUAACAUUAUUCUUCAGUGGAUAAAACAGUGCAAAGAACAGCUACCACUUAAGAAAUUUACAAGACAGAGCUUAUGUUUCUAGUUAAGAUGAAUCUUGUAAAUUUAAACCUUGAUUAAUUUUUGAGUGCUGGGGUGCCUGCAAUAAUUUGGGGGUUAACUCCAUUUGGUUUCUAAGCUCUAAUUUUUGCAUUAUCUUUAUGGCUCCUUAAACCAACCACCUAACCAACCAACCAAGGGCAAUUCCCAUCUCAUUCAUCACUUUGGCUGUUGUAAAGAUGCAGCCAUGCUCUGCAGCCUGCUCAUAAGAAGGAUUGGCUGGCACUGGUACCUGGCCACUUCUUAAAUGCUGUCAUUCCUGCUGAGAUAAAUGCAUUUAAAAAUAGUCUCCAUGGCAGGUCACUGGGGGGUAAUGUACAGCAUUCCUGACCAUUCACUUCUUCAUUUCAUGUUCUGCACCGAGAGACUCCCAAUGGCAUCCAUGGCAGGUUGAAGGGAUGAGGCUCUUCUUGGUUGAGCACAUCUGUUCACAGUUCAUGACGUGUUUGGGAGCAGCUACUUUUAAUAGUCUCCACUGUAUUGCAUCUUCUCUUGAUGCUGAUUUUUGUUCUUUUGUUUUAUUAAAAAUAACUAGUGAAAGAGGUGUAUGCCUAUGUGUGAAUUUUAUAGCACUUUAGCCUGAGGUCAUGUAAUAAAUAGCCCCAUUCUCAAGGUUCACUGACUGGUACCUUGUAUUAGUUCAUUAAAAAAAUAAUAAAAAAUAAUUGUAAUUAGACUUUUAAGAACUGGGUUAGAGAUUAUUUUCAGGCACUGAGGUUUCUUCUGUAUUCUUGCAUUGACUGGAUCAGAUGGGAGAAAUGUUGAGAUCAUCUACUUAAACAUUUCAUUUUGCAUAUGGGAACUAUGAAAGGUUCAAUGGUGUGACCAAGGUUACAUGUAGUGCAAGGAGUGGGUUACGAGGCCUAUGCUAAUGCUCUCUACACAAUUCUGGACUAAUCCCUCAGCCACUGAUACUCUAUGACAGAGCCCUGCAUAGUCUCUGGGGAAUGGGACAAUGUGACCAACACCCUCCAUUCCCUGGGGCAAUUCCCUGAAUAGUCUCUUGGUCGUUUUGCCUAGAAUGAGUGGAAGGAUCAGUAUAAACAUGAAAACAUUAGCGUUUACCCAUCUAUUUAGUCAUUCAUUCAUUCGUUGAAUAAAUCCUUGUUG
Molecule: messenger RNA, 6413 nt
Organism: Cynocephalus volans (Philippine flying lemur)
Lineage: Eukaryota; Metazoa; Chordata; Mammalia; Dermoptera; Cynocephalidae
Gene: SV2B
Product: synaptic vesicle glycoprotein 2B
Exons: 14
Coding region: 1070-3121 (683 amino acids)
Biological process (GO): chemical synaptic transmission; transmembrane transport
Cellular component (GO): neuron projection; synaptic vesicle membrane
Molecular function (GO): transmembrane transporter activity
Source: RefSeq, a predicted model, not a curated record